AUGCAAAAUUCAUCAAAUACUCAAAUACUUCAGUUCAAUAAAGCAUAGAAAAACUAGUCAAGUGACUCUAGCAUUCUAUAGGAUGAUGAUACCUCACUAUAAUCGCUUCCUUUAAUUACAGCUCAGUUUCCUAUCUUGGAGCUGAUGCCAGCACUACAAAAAGGAAAUUUAUUUGAGGGUCAAAAUGAGAUUUCUCACGAUUUUAUAAAGAUUAGCUAAGAAAUUUCACCUGAUAAAAGGUAUAGAAACAAGAACAUAUCUGUUAGAAGCUCCCCAGCAAAGUUAAAUAAAAACUAGAGUAUCAAUGGAUCUCCAUCUAUCAAUAGCAUCAAUGAUCUUUCACCUAAAAAAAUUUCACCUUGGAUUGAAAUUAGACUUCGAAAAGGUCAUAGAGAUGGUAAUGUCACCUACUACAGAAAGAAAACUUGUGAGAAUAAUGUAAUAAGGUUUAAUGGUCAAACUGAUAAAACUCUUAUCAAACUUAAGCCAACUCAGUUUAAAAACAAUGAAAAUAUAGACCAAAAUAAAAUUGGAUCAGACAAUAAUGUACCAAAAAUAAAUAAUACAGACGAUUAGAACUAGACCAUUUUAGAGCAAUAAAAUUACUCCUGUAUGUUAAGAGCAAUGAAAGCUCAAUUAUUAAAAGAAUAUAGGAAUCGAAAAGCUUUGCAUUCACAUUAAGUUUAAGUAUAAAAAUCUACCAACCAGACUUCUACUGCAACUCCAAGCUCAGUGAAUCCGUUCUUUAAUAUGAUAAGAAGUAAUCGAAAAUAGUCCGCGGACAAGAAUACUAUUGAUGUUUUCAAGUCUAAAGAAUCUGGUAAGAUAAUAAAUUUGAAACCCUCUGCUUUGGAAGUACAGAGCAAUUCUACAACAACUAAUCACAAGAGAUGCAAUGCUGUCAAUACAUAAAAGGCAGCCCUCUAGAUUAAAAACAUGCAAUUCUCAAACAUCUUUCACAAAAGAGCUAAAGACAGCCAACUCUUUAACGAUUAGGGCCACAAUCCUUAUCCUCACCCAAAAUCUUAAAAUAGUAAUAGAUAAUAGAUGUCUACGAUUCUUACAACUUAACCUUAAAUCACUUCAAGACCUAUUACAGCUUGUGGAGACCUCAAAAAGGAAAAAGAGAGAUGCUUUCGUAAGGAUCAAUAGAAAGAAAGCAGCAAAAUAAACAAGAGCUUUGACAAUAGUAGGAGAAAUGUUUAGGUCUCAUAUUCAAUAGUAAAUUUUGGAGAGUGUAUAAACACCUCUUAAUCUACCACAUCCUCUUCUCUAUUUUUAAUGAAAAGGAUGCUUGGAAAUAAACGAUUACUCUCUAAUGACUUGUUGAGCUCUCUAGGAGAUUCAUAGAAGCAAUUUGCAUAAUAGAACCUUCAAAUGAAAAUAAGAUAAAAUAAUCUCAACUCUUCUGUAGUAAUAAAUACUGAUGAUAAUUAAAUUCAAGAUAUAACACCUAAGAACUUAAUAGAAUUCUAAAUACCAAGGCCAAACAUCCUUGAGAAGAAACCUUUUGAAGAGUAGUCAAUCUACUAAAAUAGACUAGCGGCUCAGAAUCAGAUACCAUAUUUAAAUCUGAAUGCAAAUCACAUUCAGACUCAAUCAAGGGUUAUUAAAUCCAAAAGUAAGAAGUCUAGUAGAUACAUGAGAGCAGCUUCAGGCCAGGUAGAGAACUCUGAUUAUAUAAAUAACCAGGAAAAUUAUUAGAAAUAUAUAUUCUCCUAAUAAAUUCAACACAAGAAAGGUGGUGAGCAUCGUCAUUUGGAUUAACAAAGGAAGAUAAAGAGCACCAUGAAUAAGAUAGGUGACAUUUUUAGUGAAAUAAGCUUGAAAAAGAACAUUGAUAAUGAGAAUAAUAUUUGUGCUAUGGUAAGAAAUAUCCCUACCACAGCAAAUGCUUGCAUAUGA
Messenger RNA from Stylonychia lemnae, 1905 nucleotides. NCBI's taxonomy places the organism in Eukaryota, Ciliophora, Spirotrichea, Sporadotrichida, Oxytrichidae. The record is from the annotation of a GenBank genome assembly.